AUGGCUGAAGAAGAGCUGCCAGUUGGUGGACGGGGAGACAAGCUAAAAGGGGAUGAAUUCCCAGAUCUUUAUCCAAAUCACAUCAGUUCUGUCAAUUCAACUACAGUUGAUAACAACGUCUACAAGAAGUUCCCUGGAAGUUCAAAUGCUGGAAGCAAUUCCCUGCUGGUGAAUAAUAUACCUGAGCAGGCUCACUACCCAACACCUGCACGCAGGCGCCAUCGGACCACAUUCAGCCAGGAGCAACUGGAACAUUUGGAAGCUACUUUCAGUAAAAACCAUUACCCAGAUAUCUACUGUAGGGAGGAGUUAGCCAAGAUCACCAAACUUAAUGAAGCACGCAUUCAGGUGUGGUUUCAAAACAGACGUGCAAAGCAUCGGAAACAAGAACGAGCUAAUCAGAAGUCAAUCCCUCCAACUGUUAUUUCAGGCUGCAGUGGUCUGAUAUCAGGUGUUUGUUCCGUGUCUACUUCAGCUAGGCCCUACCAUUAUCCACAUGCCAUUAAUCACAUACCACGUUUCUCUUCGAUGGCGACAAAUGCUUAUGGCUCUCCAGCAGCUGUUAGCCAGUUUACCUGCACUAACACACAUGCACACUUGGCAUCUGCCCCACCACCACGGCAACAUGACGACUGGUACAGUCCUCUGUGUUCAAUUAAUUCUCCCACGGCUGGAUUACCCUCAUCAGUGCUCUCCCUAGGACCUAUGCCAGGUCUUGAUCCACCACCACACUGGAACUAA
This is a messenger RNA of Chiloscyllium plagiosum (whitespotted bambooshark), 741 nucleotides long. The record is from RefSeq and is a predicted model, not a curated record. NCBI's taxonomy places the organism in Eukaryota, Metazoa, Chordata, Chondrichthyes, Orectolobiformes, Hemiscylliidae.